This is a messenger RNA of Blepharisma stoltei, 291 nucleotides long. The record is from the annotation of a GenBank genome assembly. NCBI's taxonomy places the organism in Eukaryota, Ciliophora, Heterotrichea, Heterotrichida, Blepharismidae.
AUGUCAGAAAAACCUAGGAGGAUUUUGCCAUGGCAAGCUGAGGGAUUAAAGAAAAAUCGCAAUUGAACUGAAAGAAAAAAGAAUAGAAAAAUUCAUGGCCUUGUGAAAAUAAGAGUAAAAAUUUCAAGUUUGGGGGCUAAAAUAGCAGACUAUAAUGAUAAAGUAGGGGAAAACAUCAUUUUGCAUCAUCCGCUGACUACAUCUGACUUUUGCAUGAACGCUCAUCCUUCCAAGAUUUUAGAGCCACCCCCACGAAAAAUACGAAGAUUAAAUGAAAAUAUUAACAUUUAA